CACGAAACCAUCUUCGGACGAAAGUGCGCCUUUUAAUGUUCCCACAUUUGCCGACCAUAUAAUUAAUGUAUGUGUUUGUUGGUGGCCAACAUCCGGGUCUUUCUGUAACUGGGCGCUUCCAAAUCCCGCCUGCUGCAGAAGAAAUUGCACAAUAUCUUCACCAUUUUUGCCGUUAAGACGCAACGGUAGAGACCAGCAUCAUGUCGGUCAAAGGACAUGACACAGUGUCACUGGGAGAUACCAACAUGCCAGACGGAGAGGACAUGGAAACGAGUGCAGAAGCGGAACACCUCAACAAUGCGGUGGCAGACACUGGCCAAGAAGUUACACGGAAACGCAGGACAGGCGGAAUGAACGAGGCUCAAGAAACUGUGGAGCAGCACUCACCCCCAGUAGACACAGACGAUAGCUUGAAGAAAAUCGAGGACGCUAGUUUAAGUGACAGGUCUACUGCUGUUCCUCUCUCACUGACUGUGACCAAGGAAAGCUUGGGUCUACAGGAUUCAGCUGAUUCAUUGGUGGCAGAUGCGGGAUCCAGUGUACCCCACUCGACUCGCAUUGAGAUCCGCCUCAAAGAGGACUCUACCGAUUCACACGGCACAGAGAUGCAUCCCACACCUGAGGUGGACGUGCCGGAUACCAGAGUCUUAAACCUGGAGGUCAGUUGCUCAAGCGAUGACAAGGCUCCGGAGGGCGACAAGGCAAACGUUUACGCCGUCCUGUACUCCUGCAACAAGUGCAGUUUCUGCACCAGCAAACUGAGCGAAUUGAAGCUGCAUGCGCAGACUGAGCGGCACGAGAAUGAGACGGGAAAGGAAGGUGAAAGUUCCAGCAAGGACUCUGGCGAGGCAAUGAGGAUCCAGUACGCCUGCACCGACUGCUCCUUCAAGUCGGAGCGCUUCCACACCUACCGGGAGCACCUUCUCACCCACGCCAAGAUCGGCGAAAAGGAGAUGUUCAAGUGCAUGGACUGCGACUACAGCACCCGCCACAAGUACAACCUCAAGACCCACCUCAAACGGCACGCCAAGAUCGGUGAGCUGUGCGAGGACGAGCUCUUUCGCUGCCCGAAGUGCGACUACGUGUCGCCCUACAAGCACGACCUGAUGACGCACACCAAGAAGCACGAGGCGGAGAAACCCUUCCGGUGCAGCCAGUGUGACUUCCAGAGUAUCUACAAGCACAGCCUGAUCCACCACGUGCGCUCCAAGCACGAGCGGCUGCGGCCGUUCAAGUGCGACCAGUGCGACUAUUCCUCGGCCCGCAAGCAGGACCUUCAGACGCACAUGGGGCGCCACGCGGAGGAGAAACGCUUCAAGUGCGACCGCUGCACUUACGCCACCCCUUACCGAGUCAGCUUCAAGGCCCACAUGGACCGGCACAUGGGUAACAAGCUCUUCAAGUGCGACCAGGAAGGGUGCGACUUUGCCACCACCACCAAGCAGAACUUGAAGUCUCAUGAGCUGAGACACUCCACGGUGAAGCCUCUGCAGUGUACCUUUUGUGACUACACAGCAGCUCAUAAACAGCAGAUGGUCAACCAUGAACAGAAGCACGGCGUGACGGACCGGCCUUCCAGUACCUACAGCUGCCUGUCCUGCGACUACACAACAGCACACCGGUACAGCCUACAGCGACACAUGAACCGCCACAAAGCCGAUCGUAAAAUGCCGGAGAAGGACUACGUAUGCGAGGAGUGUGGUUACUCGACGGGCUACAAGAACAGCCUGAAGCGACACAUGGCCAAACAUUCUGACGUCAAGCCCUUCAAGUGCGGACACUGCAACUAUUCGGCCAUCAACAUGACCCAGAUGCACGUACACAUCGCCAAACACACAGGCAUCAAACCGUUCAAGUGCGACGUCUGCGACUACGCCACGGCCAACAAGCAGCACCUGGUGGGCCACAUGGCCAAGCACUCCACGGUCCGCCUCAACUGCCCCAAGUGCAGCUUCUCCACGGCCUGGAAGCAGCGGCUCAGGGCCCACCUCAAGGCCCACGAGAUGGGCCAGCUGUUCCAGAAGAAAGUCACGACCAGCACCGGCAUCCAAACGAGCAAGAUUCUGUACACCCUGCCGGGGUCGUCCCAGGAUCAAGGAGAUGAGGCGACCAUGAUCGCAGAGAGGAACAACGCCCUGAACGAGAUCUCGAAUGCUAUCGAGGCAUUCCACUCCUACAGCCUACAGGUGGAAGUAGCAUCCAACCAGGAUCAACAUCAGGGAAAUGGAAACACAUCUUCUGGUGGCCAGGGGGAAGGGUCUUCAAGUCAAGAGGCAGACGAGAAGAGCAAGUCCCAGAGAUCUGUGGAACAGGUUCAUCUGGUGGACGAAGAUGGCAACAGAGUAGCCGCUGCCCUGCAGUGCGUCAACGGCGAGCAGUCCAUCGAAGUCGCCCUCAAAGAUCUACAGAAGGACGGCUCCCAAAUCUUUGUGUGGAAACAGACAGAAGAAGCCGCAGAUAGUCAACAGAUCAGUACGGCAUCGCCGCAACAAUCCAGCGUCGAGUCUGAGAGCGACGUAUCGCUACUGGUCAUUGAUGAGAUGAAGGCGGUGUGAGCGCCAUUCAGACAGAAGCAUGGUUCCAGAUAGUCUAAGUGCUAGACGUUGUUAUGGUUCGAUACGCGAUAACCCGCGAGAGGACGUUAUCACGACCAACCAUAUCAUCCACGAACCGUCAUUAACUACGUCUAGGCCAAUUCCUAUAUUAGUUGUGUCAUGCGCGCACCUGUUCGGCCUAAUAUAUGCAAAACAGCUCAUAGUAGUUCCGAAGCAAACUCUUACAUUUCUUCCAGUAACAUGAAAAAUGCAGCAAGACGUUUGUGCAACUUCGCUGGUCAGCUCUUUUGUUGUGCAUAAUUGCCUGCAGAAGUCGCGCAUGCAUAUUAGUCUCCCCCAUUUUUUUUGGGGGGGGGAGAGUUUAUGAAUUGACCUAGACGCUGCUACUAACGGUUCGUGGAUGAUAUGGUUGGUCGUGAUUAUUGCGGAUCAAACCAUAAGAAUGUCUAGUACCUAAAAGAAGCGGAAAUCGUUGGGACCACUUUAAUUUAUGCAAUUUAAUGAAAGGUUGAUGACUGAACCACUUUGCGUUGUCUGUCCACGACCGGAUUUUUGAUUCAUGCUAAUGCGCACGCCUAGUAUAUGCUGAAGAUUUCUGAAAAUACUACAUAUAUAUGCACUUCAUAAUUUGUGGAUAUGUUUAUUUCCACGUAUUCAUGGUUUUUCUCUUUAAAAUUUAGUGGAAAGUUUGUUUGUUUCAUUCCCGUAAACUUUGAUUUGCCGUAUGCCCUGAAUUUUUGUUUUGCUUCGUUUGUCUGCUGAAACAUGGCAAGUGUGAAUAAAUUUAUUUUUCUAUCAGAU
Messenger RNA from Patiria miniata (bat star), 3356 nucleotides. Its product is annotated as zinc finger protein 425-like. Gene Ontology annotation, molecular function: DNA-binding transcription factor activity, RNA polymerase II-specific; RNA polymerase II transcription regulatory region sequence-specific DNA binding. Lineage: Eukaryota; Metazoa; Echinodermata; Asteroidea; Valvatida; Asterinidae. Gene Ontology annotation, biological process: regulation of transcription by RNA polymerase II. The transcript is spliced from 9 exons. The coding region runs from base 201 to 2555 and encodes 784 amino acids. The record is from RefSeq and is a predicted model, not a curated record. Gene Ontology annotation, cellular component: nucleus.